AUGUCUGGUCAAGCAGCAGAUGGUUAUACCGAAGAGCAGAGGGCCGCCGCCUACUACGCUCAACAAGGCUACACCGAGCCAGCCGCCGCCGCCGCCCCUUCCUCUUCCUACGCUUCCUAUAGCACCGGGCCUUAUCCCGCCUCAGCCUCAACUUCUUACGGCGCCAGCUACGAUGCGGACAUGCUCCAGCAGUCUUCGGUAUACACGCCUCAAGGAGCCGCGGAAGCAAAGCACAGAGCGCCGGGCAAGCGAGAGACGGUUAUCAGAAAGGGAAAUGGAAAGGUCUGGGAGGAUCAUAGUCUGAUCGACUGGGAUCCCAAAUGGUUCAGACUGUUUGUGGGCGAUGUCAGUAAUGAUGUAAAUGAACGGACUUUGGACGAGGCGUUUGAAAAGUAUCCGAGUUAUUGCAAGUGCAAGGUUGUGCGCGAUCGUCUGAGUGAGAAGGCCAAGUAUGGUUUCAUCGCUUUCAAAGACCCGGAAGACUUCCUCAAAGCUUGGAAAGAGAUGGACGGCAAGUAUGUCGGUAACAGACCUAUUCGACUCAUGAAGGUCAAGGACGACAAAUACGGGUCCAUCCGAACGGUCGAGAUCAGCGGAAAGAAGGCAAAGCAGCUCGAGAAGAUCAAAAAGAACCACGGUAAAGUGGGCAAUCGACCGGCGCCUUUCUAA
This is a messenger RNA of Cryptococcus wingfieldii CBS 7118, 669 nucleotides long. Its product is annotated as RNA recognition domain-containing protein (RRM)-containing protein. The record is from RefSeq and is a predicted model, not a curated record. The transcript has 6 exons. Gene Ontology annotation, molecular function: mRNA binding. Bases 1 to 669 code for a protein of 222 amino acids. NCBI's taxonomy places the organism in Eukaryota, Fungi, Basidiomycota, Tremellomycetes, Tremellales, Cryptococcaceae.